UUGUGACGCUAGACUAAGCUGAGAGUCCGCGCUCAUUGGCUAUUCAGGAGAGAGACGAAGGCGCUUAAAUACACAGCCUGCGUUGAAGGACUGAAACAAAACGAAACUAACAUUUAGCAAAUAAGUUGUUUAUCUUCAAGGCACCAUGCAGUCCAGGCGAUGGUUUGGUGGGUCUGGGUUUAGCUUUGCAGAUGACCCGGUCACAGAGACGUUGUCCCAGGCCAUCCGAGGCACAGGAGAAGAGCUGGACCGAGAGCCAGACACUGGGGUGCUGUUUGGCAGCCUAUGUGGGAGCGUGGUAGGCCUCCGGUAUUAUACUGGCGUGGUGAACAAAGGGGAGAUGGUGUCUCUGGUGCGUCAGCCUCAGAACCCCUACGACCGUAAUGCGGUGAUGGUGGCUAACGUCUAUGGCAGUCAGGUGGGGCACAUCAAACGAGAGCUAGCCAUGUUGUUGGCUAACAUAAUGGACAACAACUUGGCCAGGGUGGAAGGGGUGGUGCCGUUCGGGGUGACAAACCAGUUCACCAUGUCUGUAGUUCUGUCCUUCUGGGGGAGAGAGGAGAACAGAGAUGCAGUGGUGAGGCAGAUGACAUCCCGCAGCUUCAAACUGCAGAGUGGGCCUACAGGAUUCAUGUGUGCAGAUGGUUCUAGAGAUCUGCCCAGGAAGAGUGUCCUACUGACUGCAGAAGAGUUGAAGAAUGCAUUUGACAAUUUAUUUGAAAACCUGAUGGAGGAUAAGAUUGGAGAGAGAGAGGCAGUGGAGGCAGUGUGUACUCCGCUGCUGCCCCACCAGAAGCAGGCUCUGAGCUGGAUGUGUGUGUGUGAAAACAAUGCUGCGCUGCCCCACUUCUGGGAGGUUAAGGGGGAACUGUUCUAUAACACACUCACACACUCCUCUGUUAGAGAGAGACCGCAGAGGGUCCGGGGCGGCAUACUGGCUGACGACAUGGGACUGGGGAAAACGUUGACCACCAUCGCUCUGAUCCUCUCCAACUUUCACCACGGGAAACCUCUGUGUGAACCGGAGAAGUCUUCCCCUGAACCUAAGGCCUCUACCACCGCAAGGAAAAACCCUGAAGGGAAGAGUGGCGACGGGGAUCAGGCAGAAGUGUCUGUGGCUCCCGCUGGUCACUCCCCUUGUAUGAGAGCCAAUCAGGCUGAAACCCAGGAGGUGUGUGUGGAGGUGGUGCAAGAGGAUGUAGUGGAGGAUGGAGACAAGGACUGGGUGUCUGAAAAGAAAGCGGAGGGAAGGCCACAGGGAAGCAAAGCCAAGGCCACCACAACAAAGAAAGCUGCUAAGACCAAAGGGAAAGCAGUCAGCACCUCAAGAAAAGGGGGUGCUGUGUUGGAGGAUCUGGAUUUUGCAGCAGCACUGAGUGGGUUAACACAGGGAGCUCCUCAGAAAAAGAGUGUCGGUAAAAGUGUAGUUUCGCCGGUGGAAGCUGCCUCUUCCCAGAGCACAGACGACCCAGCAGCCAGAGCCACUCUCAUCAUCUGCCCCUUAUCGGUACUCAGCAACUGGCUGGACCAGUUGGAUCAACAUGUGCGAGCGGACGUCAAGCUGAAUGUGUAUCUGUACUAUGGCUCGGAACGCAACAGGGACACACACUUCCUGUCCUCGCAGCACAUGGUUCUCACCACCUACAACGUGCUUUCUGCUGACUACUCGGGCAGUGCUAGUCCCCUCCAUACAGUGAGCUGGUUGAGAGUGGUCUUGGACGAGGGCCAUAUUAUCAGAAACCCAAACACCAAGCAGAGCAAGGCUGUACUCAAAUUAAACACACAGAGACGCUGGAUACUCACAGGCACUCCCAUCCAGAACAACCUGAGGGAUCUGUGGAUGCUGGUGGCUUUUCUGCGUCUUAAGCCGUUCGACGUGAGAGAGUGGUGGAACAGAGUCAUACAGAGACCUGUCACACAGGGGGACAAGACCGGCCUGCAGAAUCUGCAGGCUCUGGUGAAGUGUGUCACGCUGCGUCGUACGAAGACCAGCCGUGUGUGUGGUCGGCCUCUGGUCUCUCUGCCGGAGAGGAGUGUCAGAAUAGAGGAAGUGGAGCUGACACAGAAGGAGAGGGAGGAAUACGAGCUGGCACGCACAGAGGGACGCACCACCAUCAGCAGGUACGUUGCAGAGGGGACCGUCCUCAGGAACUACGCAGAUGUUCUGGCUAUCCUAGUCAGGCUGAGACAGUUUUGCUGCCACCCUGGCCUACUGGGAAAGACCACUACACACACAGGUGUGGUAGCUGUGACUCCUGCAGAGUUGAGAGAGGGUCUGAUAAUGAAACUGAGGCUGGUGCUGGGCACUGGCUCUGAUGAAGAGUGUGCUGUAUGUCUGGACUCUGUUCGUCUGCCCGUCAUCACACACUGUGCACACGUCUACUGCAGACCCUGCAUCGCAGAGGUCAUACGCAGUGAGCAGGAGCAGGCGCGGUGCCCUCUGUGCAGAGGUCAGAUCAAGGCCAGUGAACUAGUGGAGUUCCCUCUGGAGGAGGAGGAGGAGGAGAGUAACCUCUUGGAGAACUGGAGGAGCAGCUCCAAGGUGGAGGCUCUAAUGUCUAGCCUGCUCAGACUGCGCAGUGAGGACGACAGCAUCAGGAGUCUGGUUGUCUCUCAGUUCACACGCUUCCUCACUAUUCUGGAGAUUCCACUCAGGGAGGAGGGUUUCAAGUUUGUACGUCUGGACGGCACUAUGAGCCAGAAAAGGCGGGCUCAGGUCAUUCAGGAGUUCCAGAGCGACGCCCCUGGCAGCCCAUUGAUCAUGCUGCUGUCACUCAAAGCCGGAGGGGUGGGGAUAAACCUCAGCGCUGCAUCCCGCGUCUUCCUCAUGGACCCAGCAUGGAACCCAGCAGCAGAGGACCAGUGUGUGGACCGGUGUCACCGCCUCGGCCAGAAGAGAGAUGUUGUCAUCACUAAGUUCAUAGUGAAGGGCUCCGUGGAGGAGAACAUGGUGAAGAUUCAGAGGCAGAAGCAGGAUCUGGUGGAGAAGGCUUUUGGCACCAAGAACCCCAGUGAGAGGAAGACGUCACGUGUUGAUGAAAUCCGAGCCCUGAUGGAGCUGUAGAUGCCAGCACUAAAAACAGCAAUUCUUUUGAACAGAGCCCUCUCUGGCAGGCCAACAUUGUCCUUUAAGUUUAGAGGUAAUGUUCUCCCAGCUGUGGGACCAAACACACACACACUACACUGCCCAUUGUUUAGAGCAGUACUGGUGUGGGAAUAAAGAAUCUGUGACAAACCAUACAUUAUUAUUUUUUAUUUGUUUUUGGUCCUAAAUUCCCCACAAAGGGAAAUUCAUAGCUCAGGGUUCAAACCUCUGUAAAACAUCCUCUAGGAGUCUAGGGAAUAGGUGAGACAUGAGUUUACUGUAGACUUGACUAACUUGCUUUACUUUACAGAGCAGAGGAAAAUAUGAGGAUAAAAGGAUGUGUAUCACAGGUGUAAUUCCUAAUAAAACUCAGAUACCAUUC
Oncorhynchus keta (chum salmon) is the source of this 3467-nucleotide messenger RNA. RefSeq names its product helicase-like transcription factor (gene hltf). The record is from RefSeq and is a predicted model, not a curated record. Bases 146 to 3064 code for a protein of 972 amino acids. NCBI's taxonomy places the organism in Eukaryota, Metazoa, Chordata, Actinopteri, Salmoniformes, Salmonidae. Gene Ontology annotation, molecular function: ATP-dependent chromatin remodeler activity; ATP binding; hydrolase activity, acting on acid anhydrides, in phosphorus-containing anhydrides. The transcript is spliced from 26 exons.